Messenger RNA from Eruca vesicaria subsp. sativa (arugula), 240 nucleotides. Lineage: Eukaryota; Viridiplantae; Streptophyta; Magnoliopsida; Brassicales; Brassicaceae. The record is from the annotation of a GenBank genome assembly.
AUGAGUCGAUCAGGCCAGCCUCCGGAUCUCAAAAAGUACAUGGACAAGAAACUCCAGAUUAAGCUGAAUGCCAACAGAAUGGUGGUUGGAACUCUCCGUGGGUUUGACCAGUUCAUGAAUCUUGUUGUGGAUAACACUGUUGAAGUCAAUGGUGAUGACAAAACUGACAUUGGCAUGGUGGUGAUAAGAGGAAACAGCAUUGUCACCGUUGAAGCUCUUGAACCAGUUGGAAGAUCUUAG